AUGCAGCGCCCUGUGGGUCGUGUGGGGGAUGUCUUUCAAACACACUGCGCCUCACGGGCCCCGCGGCGGCUGCUUCACGCGGCUACGGCCGUUGAAGGGAGAGCGGCGGGGGGUGGGUUUGGCUUCGUGGAAACGAUACAGCUGCCGGAGAAAAUUGACUGGAGAGGGCUUUUCCGCCUUCCCCCACGCGGCAUGAGGGGUGUACCGCCCGCGCGUGUGCUGUGGGCAGCGCGGAUGAUGUCCCCGCUCCUGCUGCUGCGGGGGCUGCGGGGGCUCACGCGGCGCACGGCGACGACGCUGGCGGUUGCCUCCUGGGCGGAUGCAGCUGCCACUGUUGCUCUCGUGAGGCGCGUCAAUGGCCGCUGUCACCGCCGUGUUGGUGGUAGGGCUGCGGCCGUUUCUCUGCGACGGCGCUACGCCUGCCCUCUUCCUCGGUCGUUUCUAACUGCGGCUGAGUUUGAUUUCGGUGCCAUGCGUGUGUCACAGCGGUGCCUUGCGGGCGAUGGACCGCUGCAGACACGCGCAAACCACGAUGGUUGUGUGGCGGUGGAGGAGGGCGUUUUUUCUGCGGCUCUCACGGAGGACGGUGAUGAGUCCACUGCUCUGCAGCUUCCGAGGGCGCGCUGGUACGCCCGCCAGGCUCAGCGCUCGCUCCUUGACCUUGAGAGUAUGCGGCAGCUGUGCCAGGAGACACGAGCGCAAACCAACCAGCGGCGGGUGGUAAUGGCGCUUGGCUGCAUCUAUGCGUCCAACGACAGCGGCCUACCUGUGACUGCGGUGAUGCGCUGCCUGCCCAUCUCCGCCGGUGCCGCCACGGUGGCGGCUCUUCUGCGCUCGCACCGUGCCGUCCGUCGCGAGCGACUGCAUGAGGCAUUGGCAACCCUCCUGAACGAUAGCCACUUGACGCAGGAGGAGGCGUGGGUGGUGCUGCAGGCGAUGACGACGGUGCCUGAUGUGAACUCGGUCGUUGAGGUGCGGUGGGUCACGGAGGUGGUGCGUCGCGUGGUUCUCGGCGGCGGCAGCAGCGGCGCGGAGCCUCGUGUGAGGACUAUGACGGCGCUGCGAUUGGGCGAGUGCGUCUUGCCGGCGGAGGCGCUGGCGUUGCUGUGCGAGGAGUCCGGACUCUGGUACGAGUCCGCCGCCUACCGCUCCUCCGCCGCAGGGGUUCCGCUGGAAGCCGCUGAACACAACCGGAGGCGUCGCAAUGGGUGUGGCUUUGGGAACGACAUGGUGGCGCUCCUGCGGGCCGUGCGAAACGGCGAGUCCUUCGCUGCAACGCCAAUUGCUGCUAUCGAGGCGCUGCGCAAGGAGAUGCCACCGGCGGUGGCGGCGUACACCACCCACCGCGUUGCCGCCGAACUCACGCGGAGAGAGUGGGAAACUGAGUCUGGCGCGUCGGCUAAGCAGGGCGACAGUAGUGAUAGCAGUAGUCAUGGUGACAGCAGCGAUAGUCGCGGGGCCAGUGUGACAGCGCUGCAGUACCUGCAGACGGCCGCGCCGCCGUCGCGCGAUGCGGUGGGUGCUCUGGCGUCUAGGCUACACUUUGAGCUGCGGCUUGGCUCGGCCUCAACUGCGCUGGCCCUUCUGCCAUCAUGUCGUUCCAACUGGGAUCGUACUGUGCGGCUUAUGCGGCACACACACCAUGCUGGUGUGGCGACGGCGCUGGGUGCUCUGCGGGGGCUGAUGAAUUUGUCCCCGUCCGGCCGCUACUACGUGAUGGUGCGGCUCCAACCCUCUCCGUAUUGCGCCUGUGGCGGCCAUGCUGGCUGCAACCUCCUUUUGGAGGCGAAAGCAACUGCAGAGGGGCUGGGCGCGCCCGAAGCUUUUGAAGGUAUGCCAGCAGGUCUAUGGCGACGCCUUGCGGAGGCCGCGGCCCGGCAGCAGCCUCAGGUGGGACAGGCCUUUUGGUCGCUGCCCGCACUGUACAUCCCCCGGGUGGCUGCCGCCACGCCACACUUGCCGUCCUCGCUCCUGUCCGCUUGGAUUCGUUUGCUUCUCCGUCACGGGCGAUACGACUCCAUCGACGUGGUCCUGCAGAUAGCCGCCGAGCGGGGCGUUGUGCCGGAGAUGGCGACGCUGGUUGAGGUCCUUGAAAGUGUUUACGAGAGGAAUAAGGACGCCGCCCAGCUGCAGCGGUUGGUUCGAUGUGUGCGGAGUUUGUUUCCCGAUUGCGCCCCGGCCGUGUUCCGUGCCUUUGUGGAGCGCACGGCGGGCCAGAUGCGGGAGGGUCCGUUACACUCAUGGAGCACUGGGCUGCAUCUACUCUCGACGGUGAGCGUUUUGGGUCUCCUGCACUACCCGCGCAGUUGCCUGGAGUCUAUUGCGGCCUGCGCCCCCACCCCUGUUGUCUAUGCCAUGCUGCAGAUCCUGAGUGAGGAGGGCGAUGCCGCUGCGGAGGGCGGUGGCGCGGCGGUGCCGUGGUCUUCAUCGGCCCCGUUGGAGCUUGAGGCGCUGCACCGCCUUCUGCGCUCCGCGCAGCUGGCCGGGCUCCGUCCGAAGGUUGUCGUCAUCGCGGCGUCUCCCGCGACAAGGAAGACGGCAUGGUGGGCAUCCGACACGGCGGCGGCCGGGGUCCCACUGGCGACGGCGCUCUACAGGAAGCAGGCCGUAGGGCUCUGGCGCCACGCCCUGCAAGAGGUAUCGUGGCGGAACGACGUCUCAGCCGACGGGGUGGAGGUUCACCACGCCAUUCGUUUGGCCUCGUUUGGAAGCGACAGCGUCGCCACCCUCCUUCGUGGCGUGGUGGCGGCGGGGGGAGGGGCAGGAGGAGGGGAAGGCAAGGGAGGCGCGUUGGCGGCCACGGGUCGGGCGCGCCGUCGCACCCGGGUGGAGGGCGCCAUGUUUGUUGCGACGCUUGCGUGCGUUGCGGGGGCACUAUUGGCACGUGGACGUUGGGAGUCGGCGCUGCGCAUCAUCCCGCCGGGGGUGACGGACCUUCCACCGCUCCUCCGACUCGCACGGCUAAAGGCGCUGCAACGCAGCAGCGACUUUGACGCGCAUGCAACGAUGCUGCUGGAGUCGGAGGCGCAGCUGCGAGGGACACACCGGCGGAGCUGGCGGCCUCGUUCCUGCCGUCACGCUCCUUUUAUUUUGCGUCAUCGUCGUCGUCGUCGCGGUGGCGGGAUGCCGGCGGGUGUGCGUCGGCUUGUGGUAAAGAUGCAGAUGCGCGACAUGUUUCGCUGGUGGGAGGAGCGGGGCUGA
Trypanosoma conorhini is the source of this 3201-nucleotide messenger RNA. Its product is annotated as putative TPR-repeat-containing chaperone protein DNAJ. The transcript has a single exon. NCBI's taxonomy places the organism in Eukaryota, Euglenozoa, Kinetoplastea, Trypanosomatida, Trypanosomatidae. The coding region runs from base 1 to 3201 and encodes 1066 amino acids. The record is from RefSeq and is a predicted model, not a curated record.